Prunus armeniaca (apricot) is the source of this 2691-nucleotide messenger RNA. The record is from the annotation of a GenBank genome assembly. NCBI's taxonomy places the organism in Eukaryota, Viridiplantae, Streptophyta, Magnoliopsida, Rosales, Rosaceae.
AUGUUGCUUUUUGCUUUGGCAGCCAAAUACCAAAACCCCCCUUUUACCUAUCUUGUUUCCGCUGCAACAAUAGUGCUCACGGAGUGGGUGCUAGCAAGGAAGGGCCCGCGCCAUUGUCUUAAGUUUCUUCCUUCGUUAAUUUUGCUCGAGCUGCUGGAAAGGUAUACACAUCUUGGGCAUAGGGACUUGUUUAUCCUGCCACAGAGCAAAACUCUUGUACCUAUAAUGGCAUCCGGUAAUCCACCAUUUAUCAUAAGGGAUCAUCUUUAUUCCGUAGAUGAUAGGUUGAAGAGAGGGAGACCACCUCCCUUGCUUAAGGGCGCCGACGAGGAUGUAAUUAUUGAUGAAGAACCAGUGCCAGAAGCUACUCCAGUGAUCGACCCCGCAUCUGUAUCAAGGUGCUGCAUAGAAAGGGGUCUGUUUCCGGCAGUUCCUUUGUUCUUUCAAUAUCCCUGCAGCACCAGCAAGGGUUGGUCGGAGUGGGUUGAUGAUGAACUGAAGAACCCGUCUACCCGUGAUAUCCUAAGCCGGGCAGGUGUGCUGGAAGCCAUCUUUGCUUCUAAGGCUUGCGACAUCCAUAUUGAAGUCAAGACGCUUCGACACUUGGUUAGACGGUGGAGCACCGAGACACACACCUUUAUUUGUUCGUGGGGAGAGUUCACUCCCACGCUUGAGGAUGUAGCUAAUAUUUUCCAUCUCCCACUUUGCGGCAGCCAAGAUCCUUUCCACAUUGCAUUAACCCCGGAAGAUGGGCUAAAGCUUGAGACUUUGCGUAAGGGUGCUCCGACCUCUCCUAGUACCUCUCUAAGAUUCAGCAAUUGGAUUCAGUUCUUUGGGAACAGUGACCGAGAUGAGCCGUGUCGCCUUGCUGCAUUCGUGUCCUUGUGGCUCGGGAGGUUUCUCUUUUGUGAUUUUUCUCAAGACUGCUUGCAUGGGAGAGUGUUUCCGUUGGCUUUGGCAAUAGCACGGGGUAGCAUGAUCCCUUUAGCCCCCAUGUUCUUGGGGCACUUAUAUCGUUUGCUUGACCAGAUUCAAUUUCUUGAGAAGGGGGCGGCCGGAACCAUGGCUGUGGAGACUUUUGUAAACUCCAGUUUUCUGCAGAUCUUUUUAUGGGAACGCUUCAAAGGGAUAGAGGUAUCUCCACUCCCUUAUUCAAAGGCUGAGUCACUGGUUGCUUCGGACGAGAAUUCCUACAUGCCGGGUAGUCUUCCUCUGAUCUGUAGAUGGUUCCGUCGCAUGCAACGGAAGGGCCAAAACUUUUUAGAGCUGCUGGACGAUGUUGAGCAAUUUAUUUUCCGUCCCUAUUGUGCCUCAUCAGAGGGCUUUAGAAGUAUGCCCCUCUAUGCUGAUUCUGCUGCUUUAAUGGAGGCCCUGGCCAUGCCAACACAAGGUUGUCGGUUACGCAGAGAGGCAUUGUUGAGUGCCGCAUGCCUCCCUCUGCCCACAUUCGGUGAUGACCACUUGGAGAUUUCUGUGCAUUAUUCCCCUUACGGGGUUUUCUGGACUGGUGACAGUGUGCCAGGAGACGGCAGGCCUCUUGCCCUUGCUCUGGCCAGCCGGCAGCGCGUUGGUGGUCUCUCAAAGGCCUACCAAAAUUAUUGGAACCGCUGCUUUGCCUCGUUCAGCCGAUUCCAUGCUGCCCAUUGUGAUAGAUUGAUUCCCACCAUCAUUCAUCAUGCCCGUUUAGUGUCGAAAGAGAAAGCCGUUUCCCUGAGCGAGAAGCGAAAUCUGCCCUUUAUCUCCAAAAGCGGAGAAAUUGUUGGUGACUUUUCGAAGCUAAAGCGGAAGUUGGAAAAGUCGGGUUCUCACAGCUCCGGGAAAAGUGCUGUACAUGGGAAACGGAAGCGCGAGGAAAGCUGCAGUGCCGAGAAAAGGCAAGCUGUAAAAGGGCCGAAAAGGUUCAUCCCCAAGGUAGCAGCAAGUGGUCCUCCUAGCUCAAGAAAAGUUGCCUUGUCGGGGCCUUUACAGCAGCAGCCUGUAGCUUCCGGCAGCAGCGAGCGAACAGCUCCAAAAGCUUCAUCUCCUCACAGUACUUCCCAAAGUAAAGGCAAGGGUAAGGGGUUUUCCGUGACCCCGAAACGUCGAAGCAUGCGUAUUCUUGAAACGCGGUUUGCUAAUACCCGAAAGAAUAAAGGUGAAGACUCGGGACCCAAAGUAGUGGUGAAGGUUGAUGAUAAUAGUGAUGAUGAUAGUGAUGACAGUGGCGCUGCGGGAAUUGAGACCAACAUUCAUGAGCAAGAGAGCGCUCGCGAUACGAGUGGCAUGGAUGAGGACCUUGAUGAAGGCCAAUACGACGGUCACGACGAAGACACCUAUCCGGCCUUUGGCACUAGCUUGGGGGAGCUCGAUGACUCAGAUACGACUCCUGCUUUGACUAGCGAUCAUGGACAGCGCGUCGAUAUUGAACUGGUCGUGCCCACCAUUGAAGGCACGAUAGGUGCUUCAUCGGAGGCUGAUUUUGCCUUUCCCGCUACUAUCGCUGAAGCUGUGCUGAGCCUUCCGGCAGUGCAACCUCCGCCUUCUCCUAACCCAUGUACUCCUGACAUGGCUGCUGACGCCUCUCCGCCACUUCCAAUAGUUCUUCCUCCUAUUUCUCCAAUUCCGAACGCACCUGACAUAGCUUCCGGCACCGCUCACUUCUUCCAGCAGUACAUCCCCUUACUCUUCCGAUCUCGAGCACACCUGACAUAA